Messenger RNA from Protopterus annectens (West African lungfish), 2328 nucleotides. Its product is annotated as vomeronasal type-2 receptor 26-like. The record is from RefSeq and is a predicted model, not a curated record. Gene Ontology annotation, molecular function: G protein-coupled receptor activity. Lineage: Eukaryota; Metazoa; Chordata; Ceratodontiformes; Protopteridae. Gene Ontology annotation, biological process: G protein-coupled receptor signaling pathway. The transcript has 8 exons. Gene Ontology annotation, cellular component: membrane. Bases 1 to 2328 code for a protein of 775 amino acids.
AUGGAAUAUAAAUCAGAAAUUAGCAAACUUCUGCAGACAAAAUUACUGAGGCCAGAUUUGGUAGAGAAUGGUGCAGGUGUGGUUUGUCUGGGCUACAGCUGCAACAACCCAGACAUUAGAGUAUGUAUGCCUACUGCUAUGCAUGCUUACAUGCUACGAGAAGCUGAUGAUGAUGGCGAUGUGCAGCAUAUGUCUCCUGCAGCUGAUGAUGAUGGCGAUGUGCAGCAUAUGUCUCCUGCAGCUGAUGAUGAUGGCGAUGUGCAGCAUAUGUCUCCUGCAGCUGAUGAUGAUGGCGAUCUGAGGAUGAUGGCGAUGUGCAGCAUGUCUCCUGCAGCUGAGGAUGAUGGCGAUGUGCAGCAUAUGUCUCCUGCAGCUGAUGAUGAUGGCGAUGUGCAGCAUAUGUCUCCUGCAGCUGAUGAGGAUGGCGAUGUGCAGCAUAUGUCUCCUGCAGCUGAUGAGGAUGGCGACGUGCAGCAUACGUCUCCUGCAGCUGAUGAGGAUGGCGACGUGCAGCAUACGUCUCCUGCAGCUGAUGAUGAUGGCGACGUGCAGCAUACGUCUCCUGCAGCUGAUGAUGAUGUGUCUCCUGCAGCUGAUGAUGAUGGCGACGUGCAGCAUACGUCUCCUGCAGCUGAUGAUGAUGGCGACGUGCAGCAUACGUCUCCUGCAGCUGAUGAUGAUGGCGACGUGCAGCAUACGUCUCCUGCAGCCGAUGAUGGUGGCGACGUGCAGCAUACGUCUCCUGCAGCCGAUGAUGAUGGCACAUUCACGUUUAAUAACUACCAGUUUUUGCAGGGUUUAAUAUUUGCAGUAGAUGAAAUUAAUGCAGACCCCUAUCUUUUACCAAAUAUUACUCUGGGAUUUGGGAUUUUUGAUUCCUGUACAGCAGUACAAAGAGCUGUUCUUGGAGUAAUGUGGCUCCUAACAGGGCAGGAUCUUCACAUUCCAAACUUCCGCUGCCAGAUCCGGAAUUCUUUGGCUGCUAUAAUAGGUGAUGCUCCAUCUCAGAAUUCCAUUCAAAUGGCUCAAAUUCUGGGACUUUACAGAUAUCCCCAGCUACUUCUAUACAUGAAAAAAGUGCAGUUCAAAAAUAAAAUGGGCGAUGACAUUUUCUUUGAUGAAAAUGGUGAUGCACCAGGAAUUUAUGACAUUUUAUACUGGCAUGCAAAUCCAUCUGGAAAAUCCACAUACUUCAAGAUUGGAAGAUAUGACUCUAGUAUUCAGCGUGGCAGACAGCUUUUAAUCAACGAUAGCCUUGUCCACUGGAUCAUAGGAAAAGAUCAAGUAUCCAAAUCCAUUUGCAGUGAAAUGUGCCCUUCUGGCUAUAGGAAAGCCACUCAGAAAGGAAAGGCUAAAUGCUGUUUUGACUGUAUCCCAUGUUCAGCAGGAGAAAUUGCCAACCAUACUGAUUCCCUGGAGUGUAUGAAAUGUCCGGAUGAGUACUGGUCUAAUGACAGCAGGGAUUAUUGCAUCCCCAAAAAUAUUGAGUUCCUAUCCUACCAGGAUCAUUUAGGUUUAGCUUUGGCUACUCUAGCUACUUCCUGUGCAGUGGUCCCUGUGGUCAUACUCACAGUGUUUGUAUCUCAUGGAGAGACUCCUGUUGUAAAGGCAAAUAAUAGAGACAUCAGCUACCUUCUGCUGGUGGCACUCAUUCUCUGCUUCCUCUGCGCCUUGAUAUUCAUUGGAGAACCCUUGGCAGUUAACUGUAUGCUCCGUCAGACCACAUUUGGAAUUGUUUUUGCCCUUUGUAUUUCUUGUGUCCUGGCUAAAACAAUUAUGGUUGUCAUAGCAUUUAAUGCCACAAAGCCAAACAGUAAUUUAAAGAAAUGGGUUGGGCCUAAACUUCCCAGCACUGUUGUUUUUGUCUGCACUUUCAUUCAGGUUUUACUUUGUUCAGUAUGGCUGUGUCUAUCACCUCCUUUCCCAGAACAUAAUGCAAAAUCCCAAGCUGAGAAGAUAAUAUUUGCAUGCAACGAAGGAUCCCCAGUUGCUUUCUGGUGCAUGAUGGGAUACAUGGGACUUUUAGCCAGCCUUAGCUUUAUAGUGGCAUUCCUUUCAAGAAACCUUCCUGACAGUUUCAAUGAAGCCAAAUUUAUAACCUUUAGUAUGAUUGUGUUUGUGAGUGUAUGGCUAUCUUUCAUCCCAGCCUACUUUAGCACCAAAGGUAAAUAUGUGGUUGCUGUGGAGAUAUUUGCUAUUUUGUCUUCCAGUGCUGGAGUGGUCAUUUGCAUCUUUUUUCCAAAGUGUUACAUAAUUAUGUUACAACCAUCUAUGAAUACACGAGAAUACUUAAUGGGGAAAGGAAAUUACAGCAACAAACAUGCCUAA